UCGCUGCAGUCCCCGCGGCUUCCCCUGGGCUCCCUCCUUAGGCGCCCGGGCCUCAUUCCAGCCUGGGGAGCGCCUCGGGGGGGGGGGGAGCGCGGGACAGCAAGGGAGGACGAGGCGGGGGGCCCUGGGCACCCCAGCUCCCGACCUGCGAGGCUGCCCGGACUCUGGGAGCCGGCACGCUGGGAAAGGCAAGGACGGGGCGGUCGGCGGAGGGGCGGGCGCUGCUCAUCAGCCACGCCAGUCACGUCUGGGGCCACCCGGCUGCCUUGUCUUCCUCUCCCCCUUUGCUCUCUCCCCGUUCUCCCGUUGGCGAGGGCAAAGUGGCUGUGGCGGCGCUAUGCCCGGGCCGGAGUGAGUCGCGCGGGCGAAAAUGGCGUACAUCCAGGGCAGUUGGAACCUUUGAACGAGGGUUUUCUUUCUAGAAUCUCGGAUCUGCUGCUAUGCAGAUGGACCUGCCGGCACUGCUGUCAGAAGUGCUAUGAGGCCAGCUGUUGCCAGUCGAGUGAGGAUGAAGUUGAAAUCCUGGGACCUUUUCCUGCCCAGACGCCUCCCUGGCUGAUGGCCAGCCGGAGCAGUGACAAGGACGGGGACUCUGUCCACACAGUCAGCGACGUCCCGCUGACCCCACGCACCAACUCUCCAGACGGGAGAUGCUCGUCCUCAGACACAUCUAAGUCCACGCACAGCCUGACCCGGAGGAUUUCAAGUCUCGAGUCCAGACGACCCAGCUCCCCGCUCGUCGAUAUUAAACCCAUCGAGUUUGGCAUCCUCGGCGCCAAGAAGGAGCCCAUCCAGCCGUCGGUGCUCAGACGGACCUAUACCCCCGACGACUAUUUCCGCAAGUUCGAGCCCCGGCUCUACUGCCUCGACUCCAGCGGCGACGAUGUGGACUUUCUGACGGACGAGGAGAUCCUGUCCAAGUACCAGCUGGGCAUGCUGCACUUCAGCACCCAGUACGACCUGCUGCACAACCACCUGACCGUGCGCGUGAUCGAGGCCCGGGACCUGCCACCCCCGAUCUCCCACGACGGCGCGCGCCAGGACAUGGCGCACUCCAACCCCUACGUCAAAAUCUGCCUCCUGCCCGACCAGAAGAACUCGAAGCAGACGGGGGUGAAACGCAAGACGCAGAAGCCGGUGUUCGAGGAGCGCUACACCUUCGACAUCCCCUUCCCAGAAGCGCAGCGGCGGACCCUGCUGCUCACCGUGCUGGAUUUCGAUAAGUUCUCACGCCACUGCGUCAUCGGGAAGGUGUCGGUGCCGCUGUGCGACGUGGACCUGGUGAAAGGCGGGCACUGGUGGAAGGCGCUGAUCCCCAGCUCUCAGAAUGAAGUGGAGCUGGGAGAGCUGCUUCUGUCGCUGAAUUACCUCCCAAGUGCUGGGAGACUGAACGUGGAUGUCAUUCGAGCCAAGCAACUUCUCCAGACAGAUGUGAGCCAAGGUUCAGACCCCUUUGUGAAAAUCCAGCUGGUACAUGGACUCAAGCUUGUGAAAACAAAGAAGACAUCCUUCUUAAGAGGCACAAUCGACCCUUUCUACAACGAAUCCUUCAGCUUCAAAGUUCCCCAAGAGGAGCUGGAAAACGCCAGCUUAGUGUUUACAGUGUUCGGUCACAACAUGAAGAGCAGCAAUGACUUCAUCGGAAGGAUUGUCAUUGGCCAGUACUCUUCAGGCCCCUCCGAAUCCAACCACUGGCGACGGAUGCUCAACACCCACCGCACGGCCGUGGAGCAGUGGCACAGCCUGAGGUCGCGGGCCGAGUGUGACCGCGUGUCCCCUGCCUCGCUGGAGGUGACCUGAGAGCUGCAGGGAAGGCAGCUGUCGUUUGUAAAAAAAAGGAAGAAAACUGAAGACAAAAAAUGUGUCACCUGUUACAUCCACACCCAUCUCACAUGCUCUCCACACACACACUCACACACCAGAUCCUCUCAGAGCCGAGAGGAAGCUGCCUGUUGAUCACGAAAUGGCUGCCCUCCAUGAGCGAGGCCUGAGAAGUUUCCGGAAGCCCCGUGCAUAUGCCGUGAGCUGAGGGGCUCUGUUGUGAGACUUACUGGCAGUGCUUGCUCUUGUCGAUACCCCGGCCCCAAAAUGCACUUUCAACCUUCAGGCCAGAAAGAGGGCCUCCCAAAGGGUGCCAGCCUCCAUCGAGAUGACAUUUUCCAAGACUUUUGGCCCAAAUGCACACCCGCUGGGUGACUUUGGAACAGGCUGCUGUUCCCUGGGGUUCUUUGAACCUGAUACCUUUCCCCCAAAGUGUAAGUACUUUGUCUUCUCUUUCGUGGACGUGAUAAGUAGUUUAGACUAUUUGGGCAACCAAAUGCAACAACAAAAAUAUACCCCAGUAUAAGAAACCGCUCCCGGCUGAUCUGAACUUGUCCUUGUGUUAGCUUAUUCCCGGGGACUCCCUGUGGGCAUGUAUGUGGAUGUUCUCGUGCGUGUGCCCUCACAGGUGAACGUAUGUGUGUGUGUGUCCUCUUGGCGAGCCAGGCAGUGGGCCAGGACCUCAAUCCUGACCACUCCCUUCUCUCUGCGUCUCCCAUCAGUGAAAUUUCACCCAGUGUUGUCCUGUCUGUCAAGACCCCACCUUCAAUAACAGUAGCGUGUGUAUAUGUCAAGAAAAUAGGAUAUGAUAGAGCAAAAGCAACAUUUUCGACCAAAUCAUGGUGAUUCUGACUCGCGGAAGACCUGCAAAGGGCAGGGACAUGGAUUAAGAUGGCCUCCUUGUCAUGCUCUGAGCACCUCCCUGUAUCUGUGUGUGAAGCAGAGUCAUUUCUCUCACGCUAAGGAAUUAGUGUAGUUAGAAUAGACCUCUCUCUGUGCGAUGCUUCUGUGUCUCUUCCCACAGUAUAUUGUCUGGUAUCCUGGGGAGCUAUUUAUUGAAAUUAAAGAUUAUUUAUUUGU
Hipposideros armiger (great roundleaf bat) is the source of this 2901-nucleotide messenger RNA. RefSeq names its product synaptotagmin 17 (gene SYT17). The transcript has 8 exons. The record is from RefSeq and is a predicted model, not a curated record. Gene Ontology annotation, molecular function: phosphatidylserine binding; calcium-dependent phospholipid binding; SNARE binding. The coding region runs from base 559 to 1800 and encodes 413 amino acids. Lineage: Eukaryota; Metazoa; Chordata; Mammalia; Chiroptera; Hipposideridae. Gene Ontology annotation, cellular component: exocytic vesicle; plasma membrane. Gene Ontology annotation, biological process: calcium-ion regulated exocytosis.